UUAUACAAGCAAAUGAAGGAUCAGGAUUGCAAAUUGCCACAGAUAAAGAAGAAAGAAAAAGAUUAUGGAUAGCAAGACAUGAAAUGCUUUAUUUUAGCACAGCCUUGGUCCCUGGUAGCAAGGCUUACUCAACUGAUGUUUGUGUUCCUGUAUCUCACUUACCUGAAGUUUUAGUCAAGACCAGACAGUGGAUUGAUGAAGCAAAAGUAAUAGGACCAAUAGUAGGGCAUGUAGGAGAUGGAAAUUUCCAUGUACUUUUCCCUGUUAACCAUGCAGACAAAGAGACAUUUUUAAAAGUUCAAGAUCUUCAUUUUAAAAUGGCUUAUCUAGCCAUGGAGAAGGACGGUACCUGCACAGGUGAACAUGGCAUUGGCAUGGGUAAACGCAAACUCCUAACUAAAGAAUUUGGGGAGACUGGAAUACAAGUGUUAAAAGAGGUCAAGAAAUGUUUUGACCCCAAUGGUAUCAUGAAUCCUGGGAAAAUGUUCUUCUAAGAGAGUACUGUCGAAAUGUUUGUGACAGUUUAAAACUGUUCACCUUGUUGAAUUAUGUGAUGUUAUUUUCUUCUAGGUAAUAAUCCUAUGUAUUUAUUUAUAUACACACAUGCCCUUAUCCUGUGAUAGCGGAAAUGUUCUACAAAAUUUUGAAAAAUCAUGUCUUUUUUUUCCAUUUUGCUUGUUGCAGUUUGUUUCUCUAAUUAUAUCAAAGAAACAUACCAAGUAUUUUUUUUAUUUUAAACAAUACAUCUAAUUUAAAAGAGUAAGUAAAAUGUAAUUAUUUCCCUUGGGUAUUAAUGUCUAGUGACUGGGUAUUUGUAAAGUGGAAAAUAUUGGCUCUUGGGGUUUGGGGAGCUUUAAAAAUUAACUUUUUAUAGACUAGAAGUAUCCUGUGAAAUUUUUAUUUGUAAAACAAGAAAGGAGUACCAUAAUUAACAUCCUUUUUGGAAUUAUAAAAGAAAACUAUUUUUUUGGCUCAGCUAAGUAUUACCCAGUGCAUGUUUCUCUUUUUUUUUUAAAUUGAAAUUCUUUUUUUUUUUAUAAGUAUUAUAAGGCUGUCAGGA
Physella acuta is the source of this 1060-nucleotide messenger RNA. RefSeq names its product putative D-lactate dehydrogenase, mitochondrial. The record is from RefSeq and is a predicted model, not a curated record. Gene Ontology annotation, molecular function: D-lactate dehydrogenase (cytochrome) activity; flavin adenine dinucleotide binding; D-lactate dehydrogenase (NAD+) activity. Gene Ontology annotation, biological process: lactate catabolic process. Gene Ontology annotation, cellular component: mitochondrion. NCBI's taxonomy places the organism in Eukaryota, Metazoa, Mollusca, Gastropoda, Physidae.